AUGCCAGCAUCCGGCGGUGAAUACCUCACAAGCAAAGAUGGAAUUUUGAAAGUUGUGAUUAUCAUUUUUGGUGUUAUAAGCUUUGCGCUUACAACAGUUUCAGGAUAUCGUGGUGCAUUAGGAUGGCCAUUUGCAGCGUUUUUAAUGUCUUGGGUGAUAACUUCAUUUGUGUUCUUUUUCAUCCUUGUGAAUCUGAUCUCAAAGAUGGAUUGUGGAGUACCAUUCGAGGCAGUGGAUUUCUGUUUCUCGUUUAUAUUUUUUGUCUUCUGUAUGUCUGGCAGCAUUGUCCUGUCGAUCUAUGGAUGUUCGGGCAGCAAAAACUGUGACGAAAGAAUUGCUGCUACUAUCUUCGGAUUCUUAACAGCUAUUCUAUAUUUUGUGGAAAUGUACUUUCAUAAGGAUAAUGCUCCUGAACCGUUAAAAUACUUGACCAAGGUCAAUGGUAUAGUGAAAAUCGUUGUUGUUACUUUGGGUUGCAUUGCGUUUGCACUUCUGGUUGCCGGUGGUUACCACUGUGGGAGAGACAGUCCAUGCACAUCAGGAAGAACCUUUGCGCUUGCGGCUUACAUCAUUUGCUGGAGUGUUUCGGUCAUAUUUUUACUGAUAUACAUAACCGGAUUAAAUGAAAAAAUAGGAGGGUCAUUCGCAACAGCAGAUUUUGUAUGGGCAGUGUUUUCAUUCGUAUUCUGCUUAACCGCUUCCAUAGUUCUGGCUUGUUAUAUUGAUAGCGGAGGUUGGAGUAGAUCUAGGCUUAUAGCAGCGGACGUUUUUGGGUUUUUCACGACUGUGGCUUAUUUGAUCGAAGCUAUUUUACUGAAAAAAUCAUCUGGAUCGAUCCUUCCCUCAUGAUAAGAGUUUUGUUUAAAUCCAACA
Messenger RNA from Styela clava, 873 nucleotides. RefSeq names its product myeloid-associated differentiation marker homolog. The record is from RefSeq and is a predicted model, not a curated record. Lineage: Eukaryota; Metazoa; Chordata; Ascidiacea; Stolidobranchia; Styelidae. Gene Ontology annotation, cellular component: membrane.